CAUAUUUUGUACUCCUCUAAAGUUCAUGUGUUCUAUGUCAAAGAUAGUAGUAAUAUGGUUGUCGGCACAAGUGUUCUUGGUUAUCAUUGACAUGAAGUUUUCAAGUAGCUAAAAAUUGAUCUCUAUGGCAUUUCUACAUAUGGUGAUAUAAUUCCCUUAUAGUUGUAGAUGAGGGCUUAUACUUCUUUUGUAGGAGCAUCUCCACCGUUCAUAAGUUGGCUAACUCGUGCGAUAGCUAAUGAAAGAAGCAUCUCUACUAUUGUAAUAUCAUGAAACUUAUCAGUCUUGUUAACAGAGGCAAGUCAGUUUGAGAGUAGCUAGUUAAAUGGCUUAUGGAAGAAUGAUUAGUUUAGUGUUGGGUAGUCUUGGGUUAUACUUCAUUGGGUUCUUGAAAAAAAUGCAACAGUGGUGAUCUGUGUUGGAAAGAUAGACGUUACGAAGGCAGCAUGCGAAUCAUUUUAUGCGACACGUUAAGCAAAACUCUUGGAUGAAGUUUUGUAUUUUCAAGUAUGACAAAUAGUUGGACCUUCAAAUUUCUCUCAUCAACCACCUUUCUGUCUAAAAAUAUCAUUAUAAACUUGGGGUGUCUGCAGAGGUGGCAAAAUUGGAGUAUGCUAUGGGAGAAAUGCAGAUGAUCUACCCACCCCUGAUAAAGCAGUGCAGCUGAUCAAACUUCACAAUAUCAAAUAUGUAAGGAUAUACGACUCUAAUAUCCAAGUGCUGAAGACAUUUGCAAAUACAGGAAUUGAGCUCAUGAUCGGGAUCCCCAACUCCGACUUGUUAGCGUUCUCUCAAUUCCAAUCCAAUGCUGACACAUGGUUAAAAAACAGCAUUCUCCCGUACUAUCCCGCCACAAAAAUCACUUACAUAACUGUUGGUGCUGAAGUCACUGAAGCUCCCAGUAAUAUCUCCGCAAUGGUAGUUCCUGCAAUGCAAAAUGUCUUAACUUCUCUCAAGAAAGCUGGUCUUCAUAAAAAGAUUAAAGUCUCUAGCACCCAUUCCUUGGGUGUUUUGUCCCGAUCGUUCCCACCUUCUGCAGGGGCUUUCAGCAGUAAAUUUGCGCUCUUUCUGAAACCAAUGUUAGAAUUUCUUGCUGAGAAUCAGUCUCCUUUUAUGGUUAAUAUAUACCCUUACUAUGCCUAUAGAGACUCCUCGAGCAAUGUGUCCCUCGACUAUGCUCUUUUUGAGUCCUCGUCUGAAGUUAUUGAUCCAAAUACUGGUCUGUUAUACACAAACAUGUUUGAUGCUCAGAUUGAUGCAAUUAAUUUUGCACUCAUGGCUUUGAAUUUCCGAACUAUUCAGAUUAUGGUAACUGAGACAGGAUGGCCUUCGAAAGGAUCCCCAAAGGAGACUGCUGCCACUCCAGAUAACGCCCAAACUUACAACACGAAUCUCAUCCGUCAUCUCAUCAAUGACACCGGCACUCCUGCAAAGCCAGGAGGGGAAAUAGAUACAUACAUCUUCUCAUUGUUCAAUGAGAAUAGGAAGCCAGGUUUGGAAUCAGAGAGGAAUUGGGGUCUGUUUUUUCCUGACCAGACAAGUGUUUACAACCUUGAUUUCACUGGAAAGAGUACUGUGGAUAUCAAUCCAGACACAAAUGUGACAACUGGUUCGAAUGGAACAACAUGGUGCAUUGCAUCAACCACUGCCUCUGAACCCGAUCUUAGGAAUGGUCUAGAUUGGGCCUGUGGUUCUGGAAAUGUUGACUGUUCGGCUAUUCAGCCGAGCCAGCCUUGCUUCGAGCCUGAUAACUUGGUAUCUCAUGCUUCUUAUGCCUUCAACAGUUACUACCAGCAGAAUGGGGCUACAGAUAUUGCUUGCAGUUUUGGUGGAGCAGGGGUCAGAACGAACAAGAACCCGAGUUAUGACAACUGCCUCUACAUGACAUUUGGGGCCAACAAAACUGCAGCUGCCAAUGCAACCGCAAAUCCUUCAGCAAAAGCAUCGUCAUCAUCUGUGCAAGCAGUCUCAACGUUGGUCCUAGGCUGCUCUUUGAUGGCUGCUUCAUUUGUGUUCCUAUAACGUUCGUGCUAUUGCAGUAUCUUGGUUGUGGACGAAGAAAAUUGUCGAAACCUUGGUCUCCCAAGGCCUGCGUUCAAUUGUAUAGCUAUCAAGCACCCCAAUUUUUCACCAACUAAGAAGUUCUGUAUGGUUUAGCUCUAGUUUAGGUUCCUAGCUUGUAGGAUGAGAGCGUGACAAAAACUCAAGUGUUUAUUAGUUGCAAGAAAAUUGAAUGCUUCGAAAAAAUUGUAUUUUUGUUGCUAUGAACCCUGAGAACUAUGAGCUCUUGAGUUUUGCCAUAUGUAUUGUAAGCUACUCGAUUGUGCUG
Molecule: messenger RNA, 2329 nt
Organism: Salvia miltiorrhiza (redroot sage)
Lineage: Eukaryota; Viridiplantae; Streptophyta; Magnoliopsida; Lamiales; Lamiaceae
Product: glucan endo-1,3-beta-glucosidase 13-like
Exons: 4
Coding region: 754-2022 (422 amino acids)
Biological process (GO): carbohydrate metabolic process
Cellular component (GO): plasma membrane
Molecular function (GO): hydrolase activity, hydrolyzing O-glycosyl compounds
Source: RefSeq, a predicted model, not a curated record